AUGAUUCUUACUAAAGGUUAUUCAGUGGGCUCCAAUGUUAAUUUUUUUCUACGUAGAAUAAUUUGUUUUCAGGGUCAUUACCUAAAUAGAAAUGAAGGAGAUCGUGCCACUCAUUGUCAAUGUCAUAUCUCGGGACAACAAAAUCGAAAUUUCUUUAAUUUAACUAAGCCGAGUCGAAGAAGAGAAUAUUGUGGAAGGCAGUUAGUUGGAUUUUCAAUGGACCAGAUGUUUGAAGUUGUGUCAGAUGUAGAAAAUUAUUACAAGUUUGUACCGUGGUGUAAACAAUCUAUUGUGUUAAGGAGAAGCCCUGGACAUCUUGUUGCAGACUUAAAAGUUGGUUUUCCACCAAUAAAUGAAAGUUAUACAUCUAAUGUAACCAUAGUAAAACCAUAUUUAGUUAAAGCAGAAUGCAUGGAUGGCAGAUUGUUCCAUCAUUUAUUAACUUUAUGGAGGUUCAGUCCUGGAUUAAAAAGAAAGCAGCAGACAUGUGUGGUUGAUUUUCAAAUAUCAUUUGAGUUCCGAUCAGCUCUCCAUUCACAAUUAUCAAAUUUAUUUUUUGACCAAGUAGCUAGACAAAUGGAAGGAGCUUUUAUAAGGGAAGCUGGAAGGAGACAUGGCCCUGCAACAAUGGAGCCAAGAAAUUUGCUACUUAAAAAUCAAGCUCUGAAAAGUUGA
Parnassius mnemosyne (clouded apollo) is the source of this 675-nucleotide messenger RNA. The record is from the annotation of a GenBank genome assembly. NCBI's taxonomy places the organism in Eukaryota, Metazoa, Arthropoda, Insecta, Lepidoptera, Papilionidae.